Lindgomyces ingoldianus is the source of this 1734-nucleotide messenger RNA. RefSeq lists its product as uncharacterized. Lineage: Eukaryota; Fungi; Ascomycota; Dothideomycetes; Pleosporales; Lindgomycetaceae. The record is from RefSeq and is a predicted model, not a curated record. The transcript has 4 exons. Bases 1 to 1734 code for a protein of 577 amino acids.
AUGGCGCACUUCCCUUGGGCAGGAUUCCUGUCGCUAGUCGCUGUUUUCCUUCUGACAGUUGCCGCCGUCGUUCUACUCGUACUCAGCAACACCACUGCAGUCAACAAGUGGCAAGUCAAGAGCGUCAAUAUCCAGCCACAAGUAUGGCUUUCGGUACUCUCAACCCUCAUGGACGGCCUGACCGCAUUCGCGCUUGCCGGUGGGGCUACCAUCUCUUUCUGGAGGACGACAAGCCGAGGGACAACGCUUCGAAACAUGUAUGAUAUUUACGAGUCCCGAGCGUUCUUGGGUGCGGUUGAUAAUUUGCUGCAUCUGCGCCCAAAUAUGGUUGCUAUUAGCGCAAUACUGUGCCUGGCGUCUACCCUCCGUGGGCCACUAUUCCAACGGGCUUCGGUGGUCAACAGCAACUUUGUCAAAGAAUACUUUAACGAUUAUGAGUUGAAAGUAGCACAAAUUAUCCCUCCAGGAUACUUGUAUCCAAACCUUACGUUUACAUCGGCGAGUUACGAUGCUGUGUACGACCAGUAUGUAGAGAGGUCACCGGUCUAUAUCAACCAUAGCAGCAGCACCUGUAGAUGCCUCUGUACUGGUAAGGUCAAGGUGAGAUUGGAGCUCUUCCACGGCUAUGGGUUCGACAUACGCUGCUCAAGCUCCAAAAUUGCUUGGGAUGCUUCUGUAAAUAGCACCGUCAGAAGAUUGUACCAAGACGAAGAUAACAGCAUUGGAGAUGCUGUCCCAGCUUUCAACACAUCAGCUAGUCUUCAAGGAUUCGAUGGGUCUGAUGGUGAUGAUAAAGAUCGGCCUGCCUUUGAAGCCGUGGAAGGUCGCGGGUGGUUCGAUGUUGUCAAUCUCUUCAAGACGCAACCUGUUUGUGGUGGAGAGCUAUCAAUCACACGGUGCUCCCUACAUCAUGCAGUAGUCGAAUACGCGGUCGAAUUGCGGAACCACACCAUCCAGUUGCAGCAUCCUCAUUGGCAGAACGACACUCUUUUAUUUCAAACGCGAGUCCCCCUACUGCCCUUGUCCCCUUCAUGGAACAUGUUUGAUGCUUUACACAACAUGUCUGUUGACCCGCCAUGGGGUUCGACGACCCACUGGCCCAACUUUUAUAUGGCUCAAUUCAACCAAGAAAUAUCCAUCUACAGUAAUGGCGGCGGUUUCAUCACAGCGGGCAACGAUCCACGCCUUCUUCUUGGAAAGCGGUUCCUAAACGGAGAUAUCAAUGCCGUCAACUGUUCCUCGACUUUCCGGGAUCCUACGCAGUUUACCCUCGAUCGUCUCCGCGAAAUGGCCUUCCGAACGGCUGUUGCAGCCGCCAACAACGUGACUGACAUGAAUGUCCUUUUCGGUCUCUCAUCCUUGGUAGAAGAAGGCCUUCCCAAUAUACAAAACUGGACUCAGAGGGUCUCACUCAAAGAGCAAGAGAAGUCCAUCGUAUUCACCAUCAGCACGCCAUAUCUAAUCUGCGCGGUUGUCACCAGCUUACUCGCAGUCGUUGCUGUUGUUCCGCUUUAUUGGGGAUGGAAUGAACUUCCCUUUCCGGCAUCUUUUAACCCGCUAGUGGUAGCGAACGCUUUUGAUACGCCAUUGUUGCAGCAUGUCGAAGAGCGGGAGAUCGAGAAGUACAUUAGAGGGAGGUAUGGAUUGAGAAGUGUGAGGUUCUGUCGAUCUGGCGGCGGAAAGGAAGAACUUUCCACAGAUACUCGUACUGAGCGAGAGAAGGGCACAACAUGA